CCCUCGGGGUGCUGCGCAUCAAAGUGGAGGAGCCCGGUGUGGAGCCGGGCAAUGGCCAGGGCUACUGCGGGGAUGGCAGAGAGUCAGGGGCAGGGUUCGGGUGCUCCCAGGUUCAGGAAGUGGGUGAAGAGGCUUGCGGUGCCAUCAAGAGAGAAAGGGACCAUGAAGUGUUUGGCGGUGAAUGCCAGAACGAGGUAUGCCAGACACUCCAUUUAGCAAGGACAAAAAUGGCCACGUGAAGCGUCCAAUGAAUGCAUUUAUGGUAUGGGCAAGGAUUCAUCGGCCCGUCCUAGCAAAAGCUAACCCAGCUGCCAACAAUGCAGAUAUCAGUGUUCAGCUUGGAUUGGAGUGGAGCAAACUGACUGAAGAGCAGAAGCAGCCCUAUUAUGAUGAAGCUCAUAAAAUAAAACAAAGGCACAGAGAGGAAUUUCCUGAUUGGGUUUAUCAACCACGACCAAGCAAAAGGAAGCGUUUUCCACUGCCUGUCUCUGCUGUAUUUCCCGGUGUUUCUCAGAGUGUCAUCACUACAAAUCCAGCUGGCAUUUGUCCCAUCCAGUCACCUGCUUACUCUGUUGUCAUCCCCAAUGUUAAGAACAGCAUUGGAUAUCCAGUCUGUGAGCCUCCGGCCAUACGUCUGCCAGCUUCUUCCAUUCAACCUGCUGGUCCAAUUACUCUUUUCCAGACUACUAGUGCAAACACUGCAUCAGUGGCUGUUCCAGCUCCAGCCCUGCCCCUGCCCCCUGUAAUUUCACCACAGUGCUUUGCUCAACCUGCUAAGACAGAAGCUCCUGAUGCGUCAUCUGGGCUCAACUGCUCUCUGAAGACAUCUGCACCAGUUUUUAUUGAGAGCUUCAGUGGAAACCCAAGUAACAUAGCCAACACUAAUGGCAGAUUUUCUGUCUCUAAUAGUGAGCCCCCCAGGGAGUACCCAGGAGUUUCUAUUUUCCCUAGAGGUUUACCUCUUCCCCAGGCUACCCCUUUUCUCCACUCACAUGUCUAUGACAUUGCUCAGCCAGCUGGUCUGUUUGGAGUACCUCUUCGGUUUCCAUUUUCCCACUCUUACAUUGUACCUGGACCUCACUAUUUCCCAUCAAGCACAUGCUCAUUCAGCCGUCCCCCAUUUGGCCGUGCGAAUUUCCCCAACUCAGUGCCUGAAUGCUUUGGCUUUUCUGAAGACAAGUACCAAAGGCAGGAAUUGAUGUUUCCAGCUCUGGAGGGAGCCUAUCCUUCCAAGGAACACCCGGAAGAAAGCACACGUGAGAACCAGCACAUCUGUGUGCGCCUUGAAGCAGUAUCCUCUCAGAGCAACUGGAAUGAGGGGCAGGUUGUUAGGCCCCUACCACAGCUGGGUGUUGGAGGACUGGAGGAGCUUUUCUCAGCCACUCCAUCUAGUUCCUCCAGCAUCCGCAUAGUCAGUAUAACUGAUAGCGAUGAGGAAGAGGAAUUAAAGUUGUUGCAAGAAUUGUAAUUUUUAAAACAUUAUAAUCCAGAGUUAUAUUUUAGAAUGGGAAAUAAAUGUUUUCCUCAACAUU
Pezoporus flaviventris is the source of this 1532-nucleotide messenger RNA. It is a transcript of the gene SOX30, whose product is annotated as SRY-box transcription factor 30. The coding region runs from base 182 to 1468 and encodes 428 amino acids. Gene Ontology annotation, cellular component: nucleus. NCBI's taxonomy places the organism in Eukaryota, Metazoa, Chordata, Aves, Psittaciformes, Psittacidae. Gene Ontology annotation, biological process: regulation of transcription by RNA polymerase II. The record is from RefSeq and is a predicted model, not a curated record. Gene Ontology annotation, molecular function: DNA-binding transcription factor activity, RNA polymerase II-specific; sequence-specific double-stranded DNA binding. The transcript is spliced from 5 exons.